Drepanopeziza brunnea f. sp. 'multigermtubi' MB_m1 is the source of this 381-nucleotide messenger RNA. RefSeq lists its product as uncharacterized. Lineage: Eukaryota; Fungi; Ascomycota; Leotiomycetes; Helotiales; Drepanopezizaceae. Gene Ontology annotation, cellular component: mitochondrial membrane. The record is from RefSeq and is a predicted model, not a curated record. Gene Ontology annotation, biological process: mitochondrial respiratory chain complex III assembly.
AUGCCUCCCAAGCCCGGCAUCAAUUGGGCCAUGUACGCCAAAAUGGCUGUCGCCGGCGGCAUCUGCUGCAUCGGCGGGCCCGCGCUCGUCAUCUGGGUCUCGCCCACAGAGGAAGAGCUCUACGCCAAGUACAACCCGGAGCUGCAGCGGCGCAGCCGCGAGAACCGCCAGCGCAAGCAGGAGGACUUUGACCACUUCGCCAUGAAGCUGCGGGAGUACUCGAAGAGUGACAAGCCGAUCUGGGUCGCGGCCGAAAUCGACGAGCGCAAGACGCGAGAGGGGAAGAUUGCCGAGCAGGCGAAGCUGGUGGAGGAGAUGAGGAAGAGGAGGGAGGAGAUGCAGAAUGAUGGGAUAAAGCCGGUGCCGGGUGGGAGUUUAUAA